GAUAAACUGUACGUUACUUCGAGGUAUUAAUCCUAACUACGGUAGUACUAUUAAUAGUUAAUGUCGCUAAAUGUGUCUAAUAAGUUAGGGUGGUUAAUGGUAUGGCGGUGGUCUAGAUCCACACAAAGGACCCCAUGGACUUGUCCUUGGCGGAAGAAGGUAAGUUCAUGGACGCACUCAUGCGAUCUGCGUGGUGGUGCCACGACGACGAUAUGUGAAAGCUGUGUCUUGGAGUAGUCGUCGCUUCUUCGGCUUGGACAGUGUACGACAUGCGCGGGAAUUGAACUCGAUGGGACGCGCUCAGAGGCCGCAUGGGGGGUUCGGAAUGCCGAUACGUGAUGUCGGGGAUGACGGGUGUCGUGACUUCUGCUUUCGUAAACGGUUUCAUGAAGAGCUGUGUGGACCACCAGUUCUUCUUCGUGUUGUCGGCGGUGGGCUUCUUGGGGGGAGGAUGCUGCUGCUUGGGCUCGAAGAACAUGCGAAUGCUGUUGAAGAGAGUGGACGGCGGGACGUCUGGGACGACUUGGGCGUCGGGCAGGUCUUCAUCUUCCAGAGCAAUAUCGUCGUCAUCGUCAAAGCUGUCGUCUUGUGUGAGCAUCGGCUUCUCUUCGUCCUCGUCGUUGCCCGCGACCGCUACGCCAGAAAUCUCGGGAGAGAAGUCUGGACUCAAAUGCGAAUGCACCAUGACUUUCCCAUCCAUAAAGGCAUGCUCCUCCACUGCAUGCAGCGCUUGAUGCCGGAUACUUCCAUCUUCAAACAGCGCGAGGAGCGCUUCGUCGUCAUGGACCCAUCGAAUUUCAUCGUCCUUGAGAUGGCAGAGGCGCAAGGCCGAUGAGGUUGGCGCCAUCGAUGCGAAGAGCUCCAUGAAGAAGGACCAUCCUGUGGCACACACGUAGUCCGCAUCGAGGAUCACGCGUGGGGUUCCAUAUGACUCGGGGAAGGUGACGGUGCACACGCGGCCGAGUGUCGACCCAUGCAGCUGUCCUUCGCCGCCCAUCGUGGGC
Aphanomyces astaci is the source of this 1004-nucleotide messenger RNA. RefSeq lists its product as hypothetical. The record is from RefSeq and is a predicted model, not a curated record. NCBI's taxonomy places the organism in Eukaryota, Oomycota, Saprolegniomycetes, Saprolegniales, Verrucalvaceae. The coding region runs from base 290 to 835 and encodes 181 amino acids. The transcript has a single exon.